This is a messenger RNA of Ipomoea nil (Japanese morning glory), 735 nucleotides long. RefSeq lists its product as uncharacterized. The record is from RefSeq and is a predicted model, not a curated record. Lineage: Eukaryota; Viridiplantae; Streptophyta; Magnoliopsida; Solanales; Convolvulaceae. The transcript has a single exon. The coding region runs from base 1 to 735 and encodes 244 amino acids.
AUGACAUACAAGAUACCUGGUGAUUUCAAGUUUCCAGAACAGGCCACCUUUGAUGGGUCCGGCGAUCCUCGAGAACAUCUGCUAAGCUACCAAGCCAAAAUGCAAGUUCUGGGAGUCCGGGACCCUGUCAUGUGUCGUGCCUUCUUACCUACGUUAAAAGGCUCGGCACAAAGAUGGCUGGUGGCACUGCCUCCGGGGUCUAUUCACAGUUUUGAAGAGCUAGCCGAUCAUUUCAUGAGCCAUUACGCGGCCAAUAUCAAACCACAGAAGGAUCUAACGCAUUUGGGAGACGUCCAUCAAGAAGAAGGUGAGUCCUUGAAAACCUACCUGGCCCGCUGGCAGAAAGAAAUUCAAUCUAUCGAAGAGGUCGAGGACCAGACUACGCUCACCUUCUUCAUCGAGUCCUUGCGAUCCGGUCAGCUAUACCGGGACCUGCGGGAUAACCGCCCGGCCACCUACGCGGAAGCCAUACACAUGGCUAAUAAGAGGGCUAACACAGAGCAGGCCAUGAAGCACAAACGACAGUGCGAAGUCGGAGGAUUCGCCAGCGGAAAGAGAACCCGAGCGGAAGGCAGGGAAAGGCGUCCGAAAAUGACUCGGCAGCCCGAGGGUAGACGUCCAUAUGAUAGGCCCGCCGUACAUCCCUAUAGAUCGGUUCCUGAGCGUCCAGUGCAUGAGGUACAAGCAGUCGCUCCGCCUGCACCUCCGCCGACUGACGAUUGCGCAAUGAACUAA